AUGAAUGGAAAUAAGGUAGUAGCACAGCUUAGAUCACACGUUUUCAAUAAGCGUGAGUUGAGUAAUGAGGCGAAAUUGUUAAUUCAUCAGUCAAUCUUCAGACCAACUAUCCUUUACGGAAGCGAGAGCUGGGUUGAUUCUCAAAAUUUAAUCCAUGGAUUGGAAGUGGCUGAUAUGAAAGUUUUACGAAUGAUUUCUGGAGUAUCGCGCAGAGACCAAUGGGAAAAUCGUAUAAGAAAUGAGAGAAUUAGAGAUGAUUUGAAUGCUGUGUCGGUGGAUGAAGUUGCAAGAAUGUCGAGACUGAGAUGGUUUGGACAUGUCCAACGUAUGGGUGAGUUGCGUUUGUCAAAGAAGAUUUUGUAUGCCGAUGCAGAUGGACCGAGAAACAGAGGAAGACCUCGUAGACGUUAUUUGGAUUCGGUUAAAUGUGAUUUGGAUGUUAGAGG
Molecule: messenger RNA, 446 nt
Organism: Contarinia nasturtii (swede midge)
Lineage: Eukaryota; Metazoa; Arthropoda; Insecta; Diptera; Cecidomyiidae
Exons: 1
Source: RefSeq, a predicted model, not a curated record